Molecule: messenger RNA, 4251 nt
Organism: Ictalurus furcatus (blue catfish)
Lineage: Eukaryota; Metazoa; Chordata; Actinopteri; Siluriformes; Ictaluridae
Gene: map4k5
Product: mitogen-activated protein kinase kinase kinase kinase 5
Exons: 33
Coding region: 411-3329 (972 amino acids)
Biological process (GO): protein phosphorylation
Molecular function (GO): ATP binding; MAP kinase kinase kinase kinase activity
Source: RefSeq, a predicted model, not a curated record
AGGCGGGUUGUUUCGCAAUACGGGUGAGGGAGGAAAAAACAUAAACGCGUCGCAGCAAGUUAGGCGGGGAGAUAGGUUUUUUUUUUUAUUAUUAUUUUAGCGUGGCUGGAUGAUUAGCUGUGUAGCAGUUUGUGUGAUUCUUAGCUCUUGAACUGGAGAAGAAAACUUUCAGCUCGAUGGAAAGUGAAUGAGUCGCUUUGGGAUGUUUAUUUCGACGCAGAAUAAUGUCAGGACUUGAAGAAGCGUCUGUGUCACUCUUACGGAUGUGGACUGUUCACGUGGAAAUGACAAUGAGCCAGGUGGCCUACUCGGAUGAGAGGACUUUGAUGCAGUAGUUGGAAAAGCAGAGCACCAGGUCAGCUCGAUCAACUGUGUUUCUCUCCCCGUGACUCACACCACCAGCUCCGGGCAUGGAGUCGUACCCGAGGUCCUGCGGAGACAUCCUUCGCAGAAACCCCCAGCAUGACUUUGAGCUCAUCCAGAGAGUCGGCAGUGGCACAUAUGGAGACGUGUUCAAGGCCCGUAAAAUCUCCACCGGAGAGCUAGCAGCUGUAAAGAUGAUUAAAUUGGAGCCGGGAGAUGAUUUCUCAGUGAUUCAGCAGGAAAUCUUCAUGGUGAAAGAAUGUACUCAUCACAACAUAGUGGCCUACUUUGGCAGCUACCUCUGUCGAGAGAAGCUGUGGAUUUGUAUGGAGUAUUGUGGAGGUGGCUCACUUCAGGACAUCUACCAUGUUACAGGCCCUCUAUCUGAACUUCAAAUCGCUUACAUGUGCAGAGAGACAUUACAGGGUCUGAGUUAUCUCCAUUCCAAAGGAAAAAUGCACAGAGAUAUCAAGGGGGCAAAUAUUUUGCUUACUAAAGAUGGAGAUGUCAAACUAGCGGAUUUUGGCGUUGCUGCCAAAAUAACUGCCACCAUUGCCAAGAGGAAAUCCUUUAUUGGCACCCCCUACUGGAUGGCCCCAGAAGUGGCUGCUGUAGAAAAGAAUGGAGGUUAUAAUCAGCUGUGUGAUAUUUGGGCUGUGGGUAUUACUUCCAUCGAACUUGCUGAAUUGCAGCCCCCCAUGUUUGACCUUCACCCGAUGAGGGCUUUAUUCCUAAUGUCCAAAAGCAACUUCCAGCCUCCCAAGUUAAAGGACAAGAUUAAAUGGUCUACAACCUUUCACAAUUUUGUUAAAGUGUCUCUGACCAAGAACCCAAAGAAGAGGCCUACAGCUGAAAAACUGCUCACGCAUAUGUUUGUGGCUCAGUCAGGUUUGAGUCGCAGACUUGCAGUUGAGCUGCUGGAAAAGAUGAAUAACCCAGACAACCCGCCUCUCUAUAUCGAAAAAGACGAGGAUGACCUGGAGCCACCGCAUCCCCCGCACACCAUCCGUUCAGCCCCAAACAAGGAUGCUCGAGCUGGAAAAACUCGUUCUGAGAUUGACUUUAAUAAGCUGCGAUUUGAGCCUCCACUCAAGAAGGAAACCGAAGCAAGCUCUGAAAUGGAUGUGACCAGAGAGAAUGAUUUCUCCUCUCAGUGGAGCCCAUUUGCUGAUGGAGGAAUCUCCUCCAGCGGACAUAUGACUCCACUAGAGGAUGCCUUUGAGGAUGUAGAGAUAUCCACACUAAAACAUGGUGUGCCUCCACCUCUUCCCCCUAAGCCACAUCCUUUCAGCUCAUUUGAUGAAGUGGGUUUAAGUGAUGCCUCUUCGACAAUUAAGCGGUUCCCAGGCUCAGAUAAUGGCCUGGUCCAAGGGCCACGCAGGCAGAGCACACCGGAGAGAGGCAACAGGAUCGAACAGAUGCAGCAUGACCUCUCCGCUAGUGUGAGCAGCCCUGGACUGUUAUCAAGCUCCACAGAACAUGGCGAGGAUUCUGAGGACACCCUAAAUGGAGAUGCUCCUAGAUCACCUCCUGGUCAGGCACAAAAGAAGGAGAAGAAAGAAUUCCCUAAGCCAGUGAUUAAUGGCCUUCCACCCACCCCUAAAGUGCUGAUGGGAGCAUGUUUUUCUAAAGUGUUUGAUGGCUGUCCUCUAAAAAUCAACUGUGCCACUUCAUGGAUUCACCCAGAUACCAAAGAUCAGUACUUGAUCUUUGGGACAGAGGAUGGCAUCUACACAUUGAACCUGAAUGAGUUACAUGAGGCCACCAUGGAGCAGCUGUUUCCGCGGAGAUGUACCUGGCUCUAUGUCAUAAAUAAUAACCUCAUGUCAUUGUCAGAAGGUAAAGGCACUCUUACACACUUGCACAUACCAAGCAUACCAUCAUUUUCCUCACUGUGCAUAUAUUCAUGCCUAUCUGAUAUCACUUUUUUCUCUCUCUCUUUUAAUUGUUUCCUUUUAAGCCAUGUUGUAGAUCUGCAUCACUGUGCUUAUCUUAGCUUGCAAUCAUUGUUGCUGACACCAGACAAGUCCAGAGACAAGGCUAAAUUGUUUGGUUGUGUUGCCUCUUUGCCACUUGUCGUUGUUGUAAAACAUUAUAAUCUGUGUUUAACGUGUCAAUACCAUUCUGCCUCAGGGAAAACCUUCCAGCUGUAUUCUCACAAUCUAAUUGGCCUGUUUGAGCAGCUCAAAAAACCUGGACUUGCUGCACAGUUCCAAACUCACAGGUUCCCUGAAAGGAUACUGCCCAGGAGAUUUGCCCUGACCACCAAAAUCCCUGAUACAAAGGGCUGUCACAAGUGCUGCAUCGUGCGUAAUCCAUACACUGGUUUUAAAUACCUGUGUGGAGCACUGCAGUAUGGCAUCGUUUUGUUACAGUGGUACGAACCUAUGCAGAGAUUCAUGCUAAUAAAGCACUUCGAUUUCCCGCUGCCGAAUCCUCUGCGUGUGUUUGAAAUGUUGGUGGUGCCAGAGCAGGAGUACCCUCUUGUAUGUGUAGCUGUCAGUCAGGGAACCGAGCCCAGCCAGGUUGUUCGUUUUGAAACCAUCAACCUCAACUCCUGUUCCUCCUGGUUUACCGAUAUUGGCUCAGUGGGGAAUCAUGUUGAUGCAAUUCAUGUUACUCAGUUGGAGAGAGACACAGUGCUUGUCUGCCUCGACAAAAAUCUGAAGAUAGUGAACCUGCAAGGAAGGCUAAAAUCUAAUAAGAAACUGUCUUCUGAACUCAGCUUUGACUUCUAUAUCGGCUCAGUGGUGUGUCUUCAGGACAGUGUAUUGGCUUUCUGGAAACAUGGCAUGCAGGGGAAGAGCUUCAAAUCUAACGAGGUAACACAGGAGAUUUGUGACCCGAGCAGAGUGUUCCGACUACUCGGAUCAGACAGGGUGGUGGUUUUGGAGAGCAGGCCCACUGAUAACCCGACGGCUCUCAGCAACCUUUACAUCCUGGCAGGCCAUGAGAACAGUUACUAGACUGAUUCUCACUGAUACUGCUCCCUCACCUAGUCACAGCUUUGACAUUGUGGAUUCAGAGCUGUCUGGCAGUGAACUCUCUUCUUUCACAGUAUGCUGCUUGUUUAAGCAAAGGUUUGAAGACAAAGUGAGCAGAGGCUUCAGAUCGUGCCUUAAUUCCCUGAAUGAACCUUCGAAGUGGUCCAUGCUGUGCAUCUUUCUGCCUCGGUCACUGGCAAACGGCUAAUUUAGAAUCAGAUCAAAAGUAGCCGCAUGACUCCAGCAAAUAUAUUUUACAUCUAAAAAUGCCUGAAGAAAUAUUCACCAAACGGCAAGACUGCAGAAAUUGUAGUAUAAAGUGCCUUUUUUUAAGGGGACUGUUUAGGUGUGCUUUAUUAAAUCCUUUGAGAAACAGGCUCUCCUGUGUGACUAAUCAGUAUGCAACUAACUAAUGUAUCUUCAAACCAGACUUAGACUUUAGAUCAUCUUUUGGUAGUAUUUAGCAGGCGUGAAGUGAGCAAAAAGCGAACAAGGAAGCAAGGACAUAUUGCCGUUGGCUAUUUAAAGUGUAAAUUAUUGAGCUGUGGUGAUGUGUUGUAGUUUAAACGUAGCGUUUCUGAAAGCUCACCAGCAAAAGCUGACUUCCUCAAAGAGCAGGACUCCACUCAGCUGCAUCUUUUAUUUGACUGCUUUGUAAUAAUAAAAUAAAUCUAUCCUGCUUGGUUACAUUUUAGAAUGCAGUUAUGAUGUAAAAUUGUAUCCUUUUUAUUGUAACUUUUAUUCAGUAUUUGCACCAUGUAAGCACUUUUGUACAUUAAUGUUUUUUGUAUUUAAGAAUGACAAAAUAUGGGAGAUACAAGGUUUUUAUGACUUGCGGAGUAUUUCCAUGGCUUUAGUUCUAAUGUAUGCUUUUUUUGUAAUAAAAAAAAGACCGUUAACAAUC